Drosophila takahashii is the source of this 2421-nucleotide messenger RNA. It is a transcript of the gene feo, whose product is annotated as fascetto. Gene Ontology annotation, cellular component: cytoplasm; mitotic spindle midzone; spindle. NCBI's taxonomy places the organism in Eukaryota, Metazoa, Arthropoda, Insecta, Diptera, Drosophilidae. Gene Ontology annotation, molecular function: microtubule binding. The record is from RefSeq and is a predicted model, not a curated record. Gene Ontology annotation, biological process: microtubule cytoskeleton organization; mitotic spindle midzone assembly.
CAGGGUGGCAACAUUUAGUCGGCCGCCAUUUCAGUUUGAAUUUACCGAAAUUUGAGUCUGGCGUCAUCACAUUCACUUCAUUCAGUACUUAAUUUCGUGCAGCGAUGCACUCUAAAUAAAUUGCAUUCCCAAUUCCCAGUCACAACCCGUCCAUUUACCAGCCUCCUUGAGAUCAGAGUCAAGUUUCUCACGCGCACAGUGGGCGAUUCGCCAGCCAGACAUGCUGAACUGAACAAAUAGAGAUUGAAAUAGCCCCGAAAAAAACCGAGAAAACCGAGAAAUCCAGACAAUGAACACCCCGAGCGCCGUGGCGGUGAAGGCCCAGAUCCUGGAGAUGACGGGCGAGCACGUGGACCAGCUGCACGCGAUGUGGUCGCACUUGUUCGAGCCGAAGACCUGCGGCGAGUUCCUCCACCGGCUGAAGGAUCAUGUCCACAGUUUCUUCACGGAUCUCUUGAACGAAUCCGGUGAGAAGCAGCAGGUGAUCCUGGGCGACAUAGAAGCCCUGCGCGCCGAGGCCACCGAUCUAACGCGGCUGCUCCACGAACCCGUCGAACUGGGCGAGCGUCCCGACGACAUGCCGCUGGUCAUCUACCAACUGAAACUGGACAAGAGCAUCGAGCAUCUGCGCGAGGAGCUGGCCAGCCGGCGGGCGGAGAUCUGCGAGCUGCUCCUCCAGCAGGAGCAGCUCUGCGAGGAGCUGGGCGAGCUGCCGCAGCCGCUGCUAGCCGAUCCGCUCCCGCUGCCCGAGGAGAUGGACGCCUUCCGGCAGCGCCUGGAGCAGCUGGGCAGUCAACGCAAGCUGCGCCUGCUGGAAAUGGACGCGCUGCGCCAGAGCAUCAAGCAGGACAUGAAGCUGCUCGAGUGCCUGCCGCAGACGGAGGCCGAGGAGCGGCUGCUCAACCAGGUGGACCACUGCCUCACGCCGGAGGCCUUCCAGCGGCUGCGCCACAUGCAGCAGUCCUUUGCCGACCAGGUGAAGGAGCUGCGCGAGCGCAUCGACGAAAUGCGCGACAAGAUCGGCGUCCUCUGGGAGAGACUGCAGGAGACGGACGAGUACGCCAAGCGUCGCGUGAGGGAAUCCACCUCGUACACGCAACGCACCUACGACAUUCUGCGCGAGGAGCUGCAGCGAUGCCAGGCGCUGCGGCGCCAGAACCUCAAGACCUUCAUCGAGCAGCUGCGCCUGGAGAUUAAGGAGUGGUGGGACCUCACCCUGAAAAGCCAGCAGGAGCGCAAGCGGUUCUCCAACUACUACAACGACUGGUACAACGAGGACCUGCUGGAGCUGCACGAACUGGAGCUGGACGACCUGAAGACGUUCUACAACCGCAACAAGGACAUCUUCGAUCUGUACGAGAGUCGCGCGGAGCUGUGGGCGCGCAUGGAGGCGCUGGAGGCCAAGGCCAGCGAGCCAAAUAGGUUUAAUAACCGCGGCGGGCAGCUGCUCAAAGAGGAGAAGGAGCGCAAGGCCAUCACCUCGAAGCUGCCCAAGAUCGAGCAGCAGAUCACCGAGCUGGUGCAGGCGUAUGAGUCGCAGGAGAACACCCCGUUCCUGGUGCAUGGCGAGAACAUUCUGGACCGGAUGGCCGCCGACUGGGAGCGGCAUCGCCAGGCCAAGCAGCAGAGUUCGGCGCGCAAGAAGGCGCCCGCCUCGGCCAGCAAGUUAAUGGGACCACCAGCGACGGCUCCUCGCACGCCGCGCACUCUACGCAACAUGUCCACCUUCUCCAGCUCCACAAUGUCGCUGAGGAAGACACCCUCGCAGCAGCAUCUGCGUCCGCUGAACGUCACCAAGAGCACGGGCAAUCUGCACAAGCGCCUGAAUCCCGGGGGAUUGCAAAGCCAAGGACCCAAGACGCCGACGGCCAAGCGCAGCCUGAUGAACGCCCUCAACUCGAUGAAGGCCUCGCCGGCGGCGCAGCACCACCUAAAAACCACCAAGUCGCCGCUGAAGCGAGUGCGCGUCCUGGACAACACGCUGCGUCGCAGCGGCGGAAUGGGCCGACGGAGCUUGGGAACGCGCUCCAGCAAGAAGCCGCGCACGAAGAGCUCGGAGCAGGAGGCGCCCAACGACACGGACUACACGACGGACGAGAAUGCCGGCGAGCAGGGAGUGAGCUACGAUGAAUUUCAGCCCAGCAGCCGCUCCUCCAUGCUGCCUCGCAGGGGAAACCAACUGGCCGUUCCUCGAAAGCGGCGUCCGGAUGUGGUGAAUACGAAUCUACCGGUUCCCCGGGAGAGCCUCAUGGUCGUUCAGCCGCGCAGGCAGUUCUAGUUCCCCUACGGAUCAACUGAAAUUAACACGUACCUACUAUCUACUUACUUAACAGUUGGCGUUGCUUAAUGUAUUUCACUUUAUUUUCUGUUUUACGUUUCCAUAAUAAAAAUUAUGUGCGUUUUUUCUUAACCACAAGAUUA